Cuscuta europaea is the source of this 739-nucleotide messenger RNA. The record is from the annotation of a GenBank genome assembly. Lineage: Eukaryota; Viridiplantae; Streptophyta; Magnoliopsida; Solanales; Convolvulaceae.
AUUUAGGUUAUUUAACGUUGUAUAUAAUAUAAUAUAAUAUAAUACUACGUACGUAUAAUAUAAUGGUGGCUAAUUCCAAAAGAAAGUCAUCAUUUCUACUAUUCUUCAUAUUCUUUUCGAGUUGUAUAAUCUUUUCAUGUAGUGCUGAUGACGGCAACAAAGAGAAGGCGUCUCCCCAAGAAAUAUUAGGCGAGACGUAUACCCUCUUUACCAAAGUUUCUUUGCGAUACUGGGAUCAUGUCAAAUCACUCAUCAACCAAGCUCAACUCAAAUUCACCCCUCCAGAUUUAGAUUUUAGGAGGAAGGGUGACGUAAAAAUGGGGGGAAAGGAGCAUGAAGGAGGAGCUAAAGAAAGGGUGAAAGAAGCAGCUGAGAAGAGCUUUGGGAAGAGCAAAGAGGCGGUAGAGGAGUCGGCCAAAACGGCGGCGCACGUGGUGGGAGAGGCGGUGCACGAAACAAAAGAGAAGGUCAUCAAGGGAAACAUGCAUGUUGGAGGAAAAUAUGCUGAUGGUGAUUCCCAUGAAGAGCUCUAGCUGCCUCAUUUAAUAACAUCAUGGAAAUAUUAAGAUAGAAACUAAGCAAAAUUAUUGAUCAGCUGGCAUAUUAUAAUCUACUCUAUUCUAUGAUGAAGAACAUGUGUAUAUAUGUUAUGUGCUGAUGUGACCUUUAAUUUUGAUUCCAAAGUUUGAGUUUUGCUAAAUUGGCAGUUCAGACUCAAGAAAUAGGGCCAAUUAGAAGC